This is a messenger RNA of Xyrauchen texanus (razorback sucker), 4449 nucleotides long. Its product is annotated as LIM domain-containing protein 2-like. Gene Ontology annotation, molecular function: actin filament binding. Gene Ontology annotation, cellular component: actin cytoskeleton; plasma membrane. Bases 160 to 504 code for a protein of 114 amino acids. The record is from RefSeq and is a predicted model, not a curated record. Gene Ontology annotation, biological process: actin filament bundle assembly. The transcript is spliced from 4 exons. Lineage: Eukaryota; Metazoa; Chordata; Actinopteri; Cypriniformes; Catostomidae.
AGCAGGUCAAGCUCUGUAGACAGCUUGGAUGUUCACAGUCUGUGCUGGAACAUUUAGGGGAGCGUGAGAAACGAAUAAGAUUUAACUGACUCGAGCAAAGAGACUGGGCAGUAGAUCUCUCAUCCUCUUUCUCUUCAGCAGGCUGAUAAGGAUACGCAAAUGGACAACAUGAACACAUCCGAUGACAAGCCCGUUCAGCGCUCUAAGUCUUUCAGUUUGAAGACUGAGAAGGAGACGUGUGCAUCAUGCGAAAAGACAGUUUAUCCGAUGGAGAGACUUGUGGCCAACAACCUCAUCUUCCACACCGCAUGUUUCUGCUGCAAGCACUGCAACGCCAAACUCAGUUUGGGUUCCUAUGCUGCACUGCAGGGAGAGUUCUACUGCAAGCCUCACUUCCAGCAGCUCUUCAAGAGUAAAGGGAACUACGACGAGGGAUUCGGUCGCAAGCAGCACAAGGAGCUCUGGUCCUCCAAGGAUGCCGAGAGCAUUACCAAGUCAUCAUAAUUGUUAGCAAUUUUGUGUUUUGUUUUGUUUUCCCCCACCAAAUCUAACCUUUACCUUUUCCACACACACACACACACACACACACACACACACACACACACACACACACACACACACACACACACACACACACACACACACACUUCUAGCACACAACUGGCUUAGCCAGUGCUCUUCAUGUGAAAACUACUCAAUCACAAAAAACCUUUGAUGUGGUUGAUAACCUUCCCUUAAGGUUUUUAUUUUACAUUUGCUUGUUUAUUUUUAAUUUUCUCAUUUUUAUUCAGCUUUAGCAUACAUCAUUUUAUGUUCAUUAUACUGUAUUUUUAUAUUUCUCAUUUGAUGUCAAGUGCUGUGGAGUUCAUCCACAGUGAAAGGUUAGUUGAUAGUGACCAAAAUCUUUUGAAUCGCUCAUAAGAGGGAUGAUUCUCUUAUUGGUGUCAUCAUGAUCCUGUUUGGCAGUACUAGUAUUGGUUUGUUUUUGUUGUUAUUUUUUCGUAAGAUUGGUCUCAAGAUGAAAUGCUUGCAUGAAUAUAAAGACUUAGAUUAAACACUCAGGUACAAAUUUCGGGGUAUUGCAUCAAAAUUAAUCAUCAAUCUUAUGUCCGUAGUCGACCUAAUGUUUGUUUUUAUGAUUAAUAUUUUCCCCACGCUUGUGUUGCAGCAAUCAUUACUGUUUUCAGACUACAUGGCCUACCAGUGUUCCUUUCAAUAGUAAGACUGUCUUUAUAUUUUGUUUUACUUUGUUAGUGCAGGGUAUUUUAUCUGUGAAUCUACAGGGUACGCUGUACUGUAAAUAACUCACUAGAGUUUAAUUCAGCCAAUGCCUUUUUACUUACCUGCUCUUUCCACACAUCACUUUAUUUUGGCAUAAGAAUCAAUGAUGAAACAUUUAGCAUAUCCUAUAAGAAUGUGAUUUAAACCAAUCAAAUAAUAUUGUUGUCUUAUUCAUGGGGUUCCUUUUCAAAUGAGGCAUUUGAAUGUCCAAAUGCCCAUUGCUGAAGAUUAACAUAUUUUAGUUUUUCAAAUUAACAUUUACACUUGACUGAAUUCUAAAACUGUGAUAUACUUUUACUCUCCCUUUUUCUGAUACCCUAUAGUGUUUUGAAUGAUGAUCCUUUUUUGCCUAAAGUCACGUUGUUCUCUUAGCUAAAGUAUCUGGCAUUGAUGUCAUCUAGUGAUAAUAUCUUUGCUCAUCAUAUCUGGGUUCAGCAUGCCUCUUUCUGAAUCUCUGUUGUCUUAUUUUAGUGUUUAUCAUAUUUUUAGUUAAUGCUCUUCAGCAGACUGCACAUCUUAAAUUUUAAUACCCCCUUUUUUUUUUAUUGUUGCUUAAUGAUUUAUUGCAAAGGCAUAUGUACAUAGGUACCACAAGGCAGAGUGAAUGUACUGUGAUGCACUGCACUGUACUUGCGCCUUGCUGCAUGGGACCAUGCUUGUACUAUAAAUUAAGAUAUUCACAGGGAACUAGGUCUCAGAGGAAAUUACAUUUAUGAUGCGUCACAUACCCCCCCCCUUCCUGUCAUCACAUAGUUUUGGCCUUUUCCUGUGGGCUUCUCUAUGACAGGGGAUUUGUUGGGACUUUGUGAGUACAUACUUAACAGUGUGGCUCCUAAGCAUUGCUCAGGAAAAUGGAUGAGUCUCAAUGAUCCAGCUAUGUAACCCCUAAUGUUCAUUGUUAAAAGCUGUUGUUCAAUUGAGCUUUAUGUUCACUAAAUUGCAGAUCAGUUUCAUACUCUUAAAUAGGCAAAUAGUCAGUUGUUGGGGUUUGUCAUGCUCAUCUAUGAAAGCUAGUAAGCAGAAAGGAGAGGGGGGUGCGGUAGGUCUACAUUCAAAUGAACACUUCCAUCACAGGUUUGAUAUGCACAUUUACAUGUUGACGUGAAACUGUGAUUGAGUCUUGUGAUUUGUCACUGCGGCCGUUUUAUAAGCUGUGACCUCUCCAGUGGUUCAUGCAUUUGUGUAAAAAUGCAGUUUCUUGAAAUUAAUGAGAUGCCUGUUUUUUUUAAUCCUAUUGCUUUUUGUGUUUUGUAGUGGAAAAAAUGGUAAAGCCAGGUGUUUUCCUGCCUUAUAUGUUAAAUGCCAGAAGCAAGUGGUCUGUAUAGAUAAUUAGUUUUGGUAGUUUUGGCCUUUUCCUGUGGGCUUCUCUAUGACAGGGGAUUUGUUGGGACUUUGUGAGUACAUACUUAACAGUGUGGCUCCUAAGCAUUGCUCAGGAAAAUGGAUGAGUCUCAAUGAUCCAGCUAUGUAACCCCUAAUGUUCAUUGUUAAAAGCUGUUGUUCAAUUGAGCUUUAUGUUCACUAAAUUGCAGAUCAGUUUCAUACUCUUAAAUAGGCAAAUAGUCAGUUGUUGGGGUUUGUCAUGUUCAUCUAUGAAAGCUAGUAAGCAGAAAGGAGAGGGGGGUGCGGUAGGUCUACAUUCAAAUGAACACUUCCAUCACAGGUUUGAUAUGCACAUUUACAUGUUGACGUGAAACUGUGAUUGAGUCUUGUGAUUUGUCACUGUGGCCGUUUUAUAAGCUGUGACCUCUCCAGUGGUUCAUGUAUUUGUGUAAAAAUGCAGUUUCUUGAAAUUAAUGAGAUGCCUGUUUUUUUUUAAUCCUAUUGCUUUUUGUGUUUUGUAGUGGAAAAAAUGGUAAAGCCAGGUGUUUUCCUGCCUUAUAUGUUAAAUGCCAGAAGCAAGUGGUCUGUAUAGAUAAUUAGUUUUGGUGGCAUGUGUAUUUUCAGUGUCCCGUCUGCCUUCCAGUGCAAUGGCCUUUUUGUCUGUAUGUUUGAGGAGAUGCUAUACAUUUAGACUUGCAAAGCCAUUGAGAAUCAUCCAAAUGUUUUCAAACAACUUAAAUGCCACAAAAGUCCCUUUGUGUAUAUAUUAUAAGAUCAUUUAUCAAAAGAUCUUGGCAUAAACAGGAAUAAUAUUUUCAUAUUAAGCCUUAGACUUUUUGUUUAAUUUUUGUUCCAAAUCCUGUAUAAGAACACAAUUUAAUUUUCUACAAGAGGUUCUCUCUCUUCAAAGUCUGCAACUCUUCAAAAUGUCAUAAUAAACUCUUCUCACCCUCUCAAUACUUUCAAGCAGUUGCACAAGUAAAUUAUUUGGUCUUGUUUACAUUGUUUACUUUUCUGUUCCAUAUGUGCUUUUAUUUUAGGAACCACAAUUUUCCUCCGACACGCAGCACUGUGUUUACACCAGUUUUUAGAUGUGUUUGCACGCAGUACGCCAAGGUACAAAUUACACAAUAAACUGCUAAUGCUCAGUCUUUUAUAAUCUAUAGAACAAACGAGAAAAGAGGGGCUUGAAGUUACUGAAACUAAGCGUGACUGUGUCUUUAUAUGGAUAUUUAAGGUCCACGUGGGUUGAGUGAGCAAAGAUGAAUAUACUCAAAGUUUGUACUCUAUGCUGUAUACAAAACUUGAUCAGCAAGGAGGCCUUAAGGCAGGAGGAGGUCUUGGCUCUUGUCUCUUUAUCCCCCAUCAGGUUUUAUUGGUAACACUACAAUAAGGUUAUAUUCAUUAACAUUAUCUAAUGCAUUAGGUAUCAUGAACAAACAAUAAACAAUAUAUAUUUUUUACAGCAUUUAUAAAUAUUUGGUAAUGUUAAUACAAAUACAAUAUAAAUUGUUAGUUCACUGUGCAUGAACUAAUAGUAACAAAUACCAUUUUUGAAUUUAACAGUGUAUUACUAUUUUAAAUGUAACAUUUACAGUUUAUUCAUUUUGGUUAAAGUAUUGUUCAUUGUUAGUUCAUGUUAACUAAUGUUAACAGAAGGAACCUCAUUAUGAAGUGUUACUGGUUUAUUUUUGUCUUUGUACUUUAGCCCUCCAGUUUAACUGCUACAAGAAUCUAUAAUAAAAUGCAAUGUCUCCUUUCAUUUCCCCAGUCUUGUCUGCUCCUUUUCUCCCCUUGUUUAUUAUUAUUUUUAUGAGCUUUUGGAGUAAAAUAAUAAAUGGUAUG